AUGUUCAAUAUUGAGAUGCCCAACUACGAUCCAUCUACCGAAGACUGGCUACACCUCUCGGAGCUGGCUCUGGUCAAAGGACGCUUCCUCUCAAAUAACAUGGUAGCCGGUCUCCAGACCUUACAUUUGAUGGCGCAUCUGCAUUUACAACUGGAUAAAGGCGGAACAGGUGACAAUUCCUGGCCUCUGUGGGGACUGGUCAUGCGAUUAGUCCAAGCGAUGGGUAUGCACCGGGACGGUGCCCGCUGGAACCUCUCUCAAGAUGUGAUCGAGGAAAGACGCAAGGUCUUCUGGGAGCUGAAUGCUGCCGAUACCUUUCAGGCUCAUUGCUUUUCGAGGCCGUGCGCGAUUAAUCCUGAGCAUUGCGACGUCGAAUUCCCUGCCGAGCCGCUCCAUGUAAGACAGGAGAAGAGCUAUUCGAGACUACGUUUCGAGCUAUCUCAGCAUUCUUCCGAAAUUCUCCAUAUGGCCAUGAAAGUACGGAAACCACCGUACUCUGCUGUCACCGAUCUAGAUAUUAGGCUGGCGGACUUUGAGCGCAACCUUCCCUUCUCCCUUCGUUGUCGAGCAGCGUUCCUGUCCAUGCCCUCUCGGUAUCCCCACGUCCAGGCGGCAAUCGAAGCAUCACCAGAACCAUCCCGGAGGUCAAUGACCAUAUCCUUCCAACAAAGUAAUCUUGCACUUAACAUAUCGGAGACGAUAAUCAAUCUACAUCGGCCUUAUUAUGCCAAGGCGCUCUACGACAUCAACGAACGUACAAAAUCCAUAUAUGCGCCCUCAUUUCUCACAGUGAUCGAGCGUUGCGGGAUCAUCAUUGCUAUUGUUGACGACAUUCAUACCCGCUUUCCCGCGGUUAGCACCAGACAAUGGAAUUUCUGGUAUCACGUGUUUGGUUGCGCUCUCUGCUUAGGGACGUUGGUGUUGCGCGAUCCCAAGAAUUCAAUGGCUACUUUUGCUCUUACGCAGGUUGAUGCCGCGAUCAAUCUAUUCACUUCUUUGGUUCAGCACGGCGCCAACACUCCGAGAUACUGCCGUAAUUUGCAGUGGCUUUCGAAACUGCGCGCUCGGGCAUCGUCCAAAAUUGCCACAGCGUCUACCGCCGCCCAACAGGCCGACUCGCAGCGAGACCAGGGCGAUCCGGACAGGCAGGAAAUUAGUCGAGAAGACAGUGAGGAUAGUGAGGAUGUCGAGCUGCUCGGUUGGCGGACCAGGUUGAUUGAACGGGCUGGUCAAGGUCGUCCGACUAUCCGCACUAUUCAGCUUGCUGAGACGCCGACCGAUUCUCAUGAGAGCUUUGAUGUCUCAAACGCAUCGCCGCAUGGGCAUAUUCACAGAGCCCCUCAACGUGAGCUGGGAAUUGGAGAUAAUAUCAUGAUCCCAGGCUCAUCCCUUCCUAUGGUGACCCCCGACUCGACAAACGAACUUUUACAAGACUUUUGGGAUCCAAUGCUGCUGCAGGAUAUAUUGGGAGGUUUCCAGUGGAGUAGGCAGUCAUGA
This is a messenger RNA of Aspergillus neoniger CBS 115656, 1497 nucleotides long. RefSeq names its product fungal specific transcription factor domain-containing protein. Gene Ontology annotation, biological process: DNA-templated transcription. Bases 1 to 1497 code for a protein of 498 amino acids. The record is from RefSeq and is a predicted model, not a curated record. The transcript has 11 exons. Gene Ontology annotation, molecular function: DNA binding; zinc ion binding. NCBI's taxonomy places the organism in Eukaryota, Fungi, Ascomycota, Eurotiomycetes, Eurotiales, Aspergillaceae.